Molecule: messenger RNA, 3911 nt
Organism: Caenorhabditis angaria
Lineage: Eukaryota; Metazoa; Nematoda; Chromadorea; Rhabditida; Rhabditidae
Source: the annotation of a GenBank genome assembly
AUGGAGAGGAGCGAAAUGUGAGUUUUUUGGGGGGAAUUAUUGUUUUUGCGCGAAAAUUUAGAUUUUUAAAAAUAAAAAUUUGAUGGGGAAUUGUCCUCGAGAAGUACAAGAUCCAGAUUUUUCGCACUAGAAAUCAAAUUUUCAAAAAUGUUAUUGAAAAAAGUGAAAAAUUGAUGCCACGUGGCAAUUUUGACGCUAAAAAUCGAUUUUUCGAAUUUUAGAGCGAAAACUUGUCCUCGAGAACUACACAAACUUCAAAUUAUUGUAAAAUUUACUGCCACGUGGCAAUUUUACCGCUAAAAAUCGAUUUUUUAAAUUUUAGAGCGAAAACUUGUUCUCAAGAACUACACAAAUUGAAAAUUAUUGAAAAAUUCACUGCCACGUGGCAAUUUUGACGCUAAAAAUCGAUUUUUCGAAUUUUAGAGCGAAAACUUGUCCUCGAGAACUACACAAACUUCAAAUUAUUGAAAAAUUCACUGCCACGUGGUAUUUUUACUGCUAAAAAUCCAUUUUUCAAAUUUUAAAUCGAAAACUUGUCCUCGAGAACUACACAAUUCAAAAAAUUUUACAUUUUUGACACCGAAAAUAGUUUCUUAAUUAAAUUUUCAUUAAAAAUCACAAAUUUUUGGCCAAAAUUCGAAAUUUCGCGCAAAAUUUGCAUAUUUCUCUGCGUCUCUCAUCCACUUUUCCGCGAGAGAUAAAAAAGCGAAAAGUACACAUUUUUCACUGAUAAAAAAGGGGUCAACACACACAUUUGUUGUGAUUUUAUUUGUUUUCGCUUUCGCUCUUCAGCAAAAAUUAUUAUUAUUAUUUAUGAGCUGGGCAUCUUCGCAAUUAAAUCUAAUCGAUAAUGAGCAUUAUGAUGAAAAUCUGUGAGUUUAAACGUUUUUGGCUGAAAAUUCGCGAAAAAUGCGUUUUUUUGACCCCGAGAUCAUGAAAAUCGCACCGAAAUGAUUUGCGAAAUUCACGUGCGCUUCAGAAAAACGCGCGUGGCUCAGGCGGUUAGCGGCGCCUGUUUUCCACCCACAGGGUCGCGGGUUCGAUCCCCACCCGGUGCAAACUUUUUUUUGCAGCUCCGAAACCACCGAAAUCCUCUCAAAUCCCAAUGAUGACAGUUUCCCGCACCCGCCAAAUUUUGCGCCGCCAACAACACUCCGCCGUACACCAAUGGUCGGAUUCAUCACAUUCCUCGUCGCCACAAAAAUCACCACAUUUCUCGUGUACACCGUGUUGUUGAUUGUAGCCGAACUAUUUCUGCAUGUCUCGUUUUUCUGGACCGUUUUUGCGUUUUCGAUUGCUGAAGUUGUGCUGAUUGGCAUCACCGUGUUUCAUUUGGUGCAUCCGACGCUGAGUGAGUGGAAAUCGGAGGUGUAAAUGCGGAGCAUCGUUGUUUUCAUGAAAAUUGGUGUUUGAACGAUGCUCCACGUUUACACCUUCAAAAUACUGAUUGAACAUUUAGAUUUUCAAAGGUGUAAACCCGUAGCAUCGUUGUUAGAAGUUCUAAACUAUGCUCCGCGUUUACACCUUUAAAAAAUGAUGAAAAACUCUUUCUUGACCUGAAUUUUCAUGGUUUCUCUAGAAUUCUAGUCUAGAAGUUAAAAUUUUGCUGAUUUUUAAAGGUGUAAACGCGGAGCAUCGUUUAAAAUUGAAAUUUUCGAGGAAAACUACGAUGCUCCGCGUUUACACCUUUAAAAUUUGAUUUUUUAUUGAUUUUUCACGGAAUUCUGGUCUAGAAAUCAAAAUCCUAAUAAUUUUUUAAGGUGUAAACGUGGAGCAUCGUUGUUUUUGUUUUAAACGAUGCUCCGCGUAUACACCUGCAAAAAAUCUCGAAAAACUAGCUUUCUGGCCUAAAUUUUCGAGAUUUUCAUGAAUUUUGGGUCAAAAAUCGCGAUUUUUCUCCCCAAAAUUCAAAUUUUCAAAAUUUCAGCCGUCGUUUUUGUGAUAAUUGGCUCAGAAAUGCUGCUCGGAAUGGUCAAAAUUUUGUUUGCGAUUUUUUUGGAAUAUUUUGAUGGUGGCAAAAAUUGUGUGGAAUUGUGAGUUGUUUUUUUUUCUAGAUGCCACGUGGCAAUUUCAGCCAAAAAUCUGAAAUUGUUUUUUUUUCGUUUCAGGCAGAAUUGUGUAAUGCUGAAUAUAUCUGAAAAUGAGCGUUUCAGCCUUUUUUGGUUUUGCUCAAUUACUGCACUUUAUGACUAUUUUUUGGCGCUCAUUUUUAUUACGGUAGGCGAUUUUUUGGGUGAAAAAUUCGGAAAAUUCGUGAAAUUUCGAUCUAGAACACUAAAAACUACGAUACUCCGCGUUUACACCUCUAAAAACAUGGAAAUUAUGCAAUUUUAGUCAAAAAUGCAGUUUUCAAUGAAUUGUAAACGCGGAGUAUCGUUUGAAAUUCACGUUUUUUGUUGAUAAAUUACUGUCCGUUCGCCAGCGAAGGAAACGCAGGCAAACGCGCCCCAUUGAUAAACAGCACAUUUUUUUGCGCGGCGAUUCAAACAUGAAGUUUUUUCUCGGGGUUUUUUCAUGCAAAUUUCCAGUUUUUUAGAGAUCGGUCUACAAGAUUGCAUUAUUAAAUGAAAAUUAUGCAAUUUUCAAUACUUACAUAUUGUUUCCACUCAAAUUUUCAUCGUUUUUUGCCAAAAAACUGCGAAAAACAAUAAUAUUUCAGUAAAAAUUCUGUGAUUUUAUGAAAAAACGCAGUUUUCCAGUAAAAUAUACUGGAUCAAAAGUUUAUCAACAAAAAAAAAAUAGAAAAAAUUAUGAAAACUUGAAUAUAUUUGAAAAAAAUUGUGCAAUUGUUGAAUCAGUCGAAGAUAGUGGCGCCAAGUAGAAUAGAUGAACCUGAAAAUGUUCAGAAUGUUGCAAAAUCCAGAAAAUAAUGUUGAUUCAAGAUUUUAGAUGGAAAUUUCCAGCUUUUUGUUGAGUUUUAUACUGUUCAAACUUCAUCUAAUAAAAGUUAACUUUUUGUGCAUAUAAAAAUAAAAAUUGUUAUUUUUACUUGUCAAAAAUGAAAUAGGAUGUACAACCAGUUCAGAUAGCUAGCAUUGCGAUUUGCAAUAACAUUAUUUGAGUGAAAAGAACAGACUUUUCGAAGAUUUUCCAGAAAUAAAAACGUUUUUUGCACUUUAUUUCUAAAAUUUGUCAAAUCAAGCCGAAUGAGCGCUUAAGAUCACUUACCUCACUACUCACAUUGAUAAUCUUCCUGCUCCAAAUGCCACAUAAUCAAUUUUUCUUUCCGGCUGGCGAUUUUUCCCGAAAUUGUCAUAAAUCCCAACUAAAAUAAUUCAAAAUUGCGAUGAGACAGCUCCAAUAUUGAAAGGGAAGAUGCCCAAUCCUCCUCAAAUGUAUAUCUUUGCCUCUUUCUUAUAUAUUCAUACCAAAAAUCGACUUUCUGUGUAAAAUUGAGCCAAAAUCGUGCAAUUUUCGAACAUCUGUAAAAUCAAAAAAUAUGCACUUUGAACACUCUGAUGUACUGCUAACUUACCUAGAGAUGACAGAAAGUUCGAAAUACCAUUCGAAAAGAUGGGUUUUUCGACAUUUUUCGGUCUCGAAAAAUCCUGGAAAUUGAAAAAUUGCGUUUUUUAUCACUAAAAACUCAUAAAACAAAACAAAUCACAUGAAAGGUGAACACUCUACCCUCAUUUCAUCUAUCUAAAUCAAAAAACUCUGAAAAAGUCUCGAAAACAACUUGAAAACACAAAAAAAACGGAAAUUUCCGUUUUUUCAAAAACAAAAAAAAAUCGGGGCAGCAGAAAAAAGAAGUGCGAUGGGGCGCGUUUCCUUCGCUGGCGAACGGACAGUAGGAUACUCUGCGUUUAAGAAUUUUUAGCGCGAAAAUUUGAAUUUUCAAAAAAAAUACUUUUUUUCAGCAUUCUCCUCAAAUGCACUAUUUCGAAAGUGGAGAUCAAUAUCUUUUUUGA